AAAUGAAAUCAAACCGAGUAAACCAUAGACUGAUUACAACUUUGCUAAGUCUAUGGUGUUAGGUUAGCAAAUUAAAGGGAGAGACAAAGCACCUUGAUAUUUAUCUUACUUUGACAAACUUGGCAUUAAAUUAAGUGAAUUGGUCAAAAGAGCCAUAGUAUAAAUAUGUUACACUUCCUUAGUUUCCAAUCACAAAACCUUCUUAAUUAAUUGUCUUUUAGUAAUCACCUAGAGUUAAUUAUGGCUUCAUUUUGUUCUAACAUGAUUGGUUUUUCCCUUUUGCUUCUUGUAUUAAUGGGGAAUACAAAUGCAACACUUUCAAAAGAUUAUUACUAUAAUUCUUGUCCAAAACUCUAUGAAACUGUGAAGUGCACAGUUGAAUCUGCCAUAGCAAAAGAGACCCGCAUGGGUGCUUCUCUUCUGCGUUUGUUCUUCCAUGAUUGUUUUGUUAAUGGAUGUGACGGUUCAAUUUUGCUCGAUGACACAUCAAGCUUUACAGGAGAAAAAACUGCAAUUCCCAACAAAAAUUCUGCGCGUGGAUUUGAAGUGAUCGACCAAAUCAAGUCAGCGGUGGAGGAAGUGUGCCCAGGUGUAGUCUCAUGUGCUGAUAUCCUUGCCGUCACCGCUAGAGAUUCCGUUGAGAUUCUUGGAGGUCCAAGUUGGGAUGUAAAACUUGGAAGAAGAGAUGCUAGAACCACCAGUAAAUCAGCUGCAAACAAAGAUAUCCCAGCACCCACUUCAAGCCUCAACCAACUCAUCUCAAGAUAUAAUGCCCUUGGUCUUUCCACCAAGGAUUUGGUCGCAUUGUCUGGUGGUCACACAAUUGGACAAGCAAGAUGCACUAACUUUAGAGAUCACAUAUACAACGACACCGACAUAGAUACCUCCUUUGCUCGGACAAGGCAAUCAGGGUGCCCCAAGACAUCAGGGUCAGGAGACAAUAACUUGGCACCCCUUGAUCUCGCGACACCGACAUCCUUUGACAACCAUUACUUCAAGAACCUUGUUGAUAGCAAGGGACUACUCCACUCUGACCAAGUACUCUUCAAUGGUGGAUCCGCUGAUUCCAUAGUGCAUGAAUAUAGCGUAAAUCCAAGCUCUUUUUUCUCUGAUUUUGUCACUGCCAUGAUCAAGAUGGGAGACAUUAGUCCUCUCACCGGCUCAAAUGGAGAGAUAAGAAAGAAUUGCAAGCGUGCGAACUAACCAUUUUAAAUAAAGUUGGACCAAUAUGUAUCUUUUAAUUUAUUUAUAUUUAAGUUUGGAUGGAGCAUAUUGUAUUUUAAUCUUGUAUAAUUUAUUUUGUUUUUUGUGUUUCUUAUAUUGUGUUUUGUCUCGUAAAUCAUAAUUAUUUUGAUAGCAAUUAAGUAUGAAUGUUGAUGGGAAAAGUUUUAUAUAUUUAAGGAUUAUAUAUUGAUUUGAUGUGAA
Messenger RNA from Trifolium pratense (red clover), 1425 nucleotides. Its product is annotated as peroxidase P7-like. Lineage: Eukaryota; Viridiplantae; Streptophyta; Magnoliopsida; Fabales; Fabaceae. Gene Ontology annotation, molecular function: peroxidase activity; heme binding. The record is from RefSeq and is a predicted model, not a curated record. Bases 241 to 1203 code for a protein of 320 amino acids. Gene Ontology annotation, biological process: response to oxidative stress; hydrogen peroxide catabolic process. The transcript is spliced from 4 exons.